Messenger RNA from Condylostylus longicornis, 4997 nucleotides. RefSeq names its product multiple epidermal growth factor-like domains protein 10. NCBI's taxonomy places the organism in Eukaryota, Metazoa, Arthropoda, Insecta, Diptera, Dolichopodidae. The transcript has 16 exons. The coding region runs from base 1 to 4674 and encodes 1557 amino acids. The record is from RefSeq and is a predicted model, not a curated record.
AUGCAUAAAUUAGAAAUUUACAUUUUCUUGCUUACAAUAGGAUUAUUUCAAAUAACCUGGGGAUGUUUUAUUGUACAACCGAAAAAUAAAACAAGAGUUAUUUUGACCUAUGCAUCACAAUUUGUCACUUGCUGUGACGGAUACAAAGAAGAUGAGAACAAUGAAUGUGUACCGUUAUGUAAAGAUUGUGGUCCAGAGGGUAAAUGUCUUUAUCCAAAUGUAUGCCUUUGUCAGCCCGGCUAUACAAAUAUAGGUGACCGUGGUGAAUGUAUUCCUGAAUGUACUACAAAUUGUGUUAACGCGACAUGUAUUGCGCCCGAUACUUGUAAAUGCUAUGAAAAUUUCACAUUUGUCGAUGAUAGUACAACUACCUGUUCAUAUGCAUGUGAAAAGGAAUGCAUUAAUGGUUAUUGCUCCGGUCCAAAUAAAUGCACAUGUAAUGAUGGAUAUGAAAUAUCAAAACUAAAUUUAUAUAAAUGUGAUCCAAUAUGUGAUGGCGGUUGCAUUAACGGUGUGUGUACAGAUGUCAAUGAAUGCACUUGUAAUAAGGGAUAUGCUUUAGUACCAGGAAAAAUUUCAAAAUGUGAACCAUACUGUAGUAGUGGUUGUUCAAAUGGAUAUUGUACGUCACCCGAAAAUUGUACAUGUUUUAAUGGUUAUCGUAAUAUUAAUAAUGAUUCCACAUUAGGAUGUGAACCAUUUUGUAAAAAUGGUUGUAUAGGUGGUACAUGUUCUGGCCCAAAUCAAUGUGUUUGUAAUCCUGGCUUCAUUUUCGUAACUGGUAGUAAAAAUGUUUGUGAACCGACUUGUGAAAAAGGUUGUGAAAAUGGUUUUUGUUUAAAGCCAUACGUCUGUGAAUGCCACCCAGGUUAUAUUAAAUCGGCACCACAUAAAUGUACACCGACUUGCAACGAAACUUGUGUAAAUGGAUAUUGUUCUGCUCCGAAUACUUGCACAUGUUUUAAAGGAUAUACAUUGAAAAAUAAUAAUACAAAUGAAUGUGAACCACAUUGUAAAAAAAAUUGUAUGAAUGGAAUAUGUCUUAGACCGGAUUAUUGCAAAUGUGUUGACGGAUUCACUGAAUUCCUACCAUACAUUUGCAUACCAAAAUGCAAUCCAGUAUGUAAGCAUGGUUUAUGUGUUGGACCAGACAAAUGUAAAUGCUUUUCUGGAUAUAAAUUAAGUAUUAGGGAAAAUAAUACAUGUGAACCAAUAUGUUCAAAGGGAUGUGAAUUCGGUACUUGUUCAUCACCAAAUACAUGUGAUUGUUAUCCUGGUUAUAGAAAAAAAUUAUUUACUGGGCGCUGUGAGCCAUACUGUCCUUUCAGAUGUAUUAAUGGUAACUGUGUUGUUAUAAAUGGAGUUUCAACUUGUACUUGUAAUACAGGAUACAUAAAAAAUUCUAUGAAUGAAACAAUUUGUGAACCAAUCUGUGAUCCAAAAUGUGUAAAUGGUAUUUGUGUUGAACCAAACGUGUGUGAAUGUUUGCCAGGAUACGAAGAUACUAAAAAUAGAAUAAAUUAUUGUGAACCAAAAUGUAGACCACUUUGUGAGAAUGGAGUUUGUAUAGCACCAAAUACUUGUCAAUGUAAUGAUGGAUAUGCUGUUUCACAAAAUAAUCAACCACAUAUUUGUGACCCUUUGUGUGAGGAACGAUGUAUUAAUGCUAAAUGUAUUAAACCAAAUGUAUGCGAGUGCCUUUAUGAAUAUGAAUUUAUGUAUAAUAGUACUAAUGCAUGUAUCCCAAAAUGUCUUUUUACUUGUCCAAAUGGGGUUUGCGAAGACAUUGAUAUGUGUAUAUGCCAUGAAGGUUUUAUACAUGCACCCGGUGAUAUAUUUACAUGUAUACCAGAAUGUGAUCGAAAUUGUGGUAAUGGAACAUGUAGACUACCAAAUAAUAUUUGCACAUGCCCAAUUGGAUUUAAAUUUGAUGAUACAAUAACACCACAAUGUUUAAAAAUUGUUGAUAAUACUGCUUUUGUAAAGUUAAGACGUUUUAAUGAAAAUGGCGGUCAUAUUGCAAAAUAUAUUUUAUUAAUUAUAAUUAUUGCCAGUCUUGUAUUAAUUGCAUUAUUUGGUUAUACAAAAUUACGUAAUUCAAAUAUAUUUGGUUUAAGUGGAAGAAGAAGAAAUACAAGAAAUGUUAAUUCAUUAAUACCAAAUCCAGUUUAUAAUGUAGUAAUGCCAAAAAUUGAUGAAGAUACUGAAUAUAUUAAAGUUGAAAGUCAAGCAAUAUGUACUAAAACUAUUACAGUACCAGAAAAUUAUAAAGCGUGGGAAACUUUUACAUAUACCGUGACAUUUAGAAGUUGGUUUGUUGUAAAAACAAGAUUACAUACAGCUGGUCAUUGGAUUGAUAAAGUUCGUUAUUUGACUAAAAGUGAAAUGGUUUGCUGUCAGGGAUAUGCACAACAAAAGCAUACUUAUCAUUCUUUAUUAUGUGUUCCAAUAUGUGAUGAGAUUUGUUUAAAUGGAAAAUGUACAGCACCAAAUCAUUGUACAUGUUCUGAUGGUUAUGAAAGGAAAACUCUUUUUGAAUUAUUCAUUUUAAGGAUAAAAACAGAAAGAAAAAAAACAAUGUCGACUCUAACGAUUAUCAGUUCGUAUUUAAUCGUUUUAUAUUUUACGGUAAAUAUUAGAACGGGUCAAGGACAAAUAUAUUGCAAUGUAACAAAAUGGGAAAUUGUUACUGUGAAUUUACCAGAAACCUAUGUAGAACGAAUAACUUAUCGUAGUACAUUUGGUUAUACGAAAUAUCGUACACAGGCAGCAACUCGAAUGGUCACUAAAUCUGAAUAUCGUCCAAAGUUGGUUGAAGGAUGCUGUAAGGGAUAUUCGAAAAGACGUAAUGGUGAAUGUGUACCAGAAUGUCAACAGAUUUGUUUAAAUGGAAAAUGUACUGCACCAAAUGUAUGCAGUUGUGAAGAAGGAUAUGAAUAUUUGACUCAAUUUAAGUGUCAACCAAAAUGUAACAAUUGCAAUCAUGGUGUAUGUGUAGCACCAGGAAUUUGUAAUUGCUAUCCAGAUUUUAAAAAAUCAGAUAAUGGUACAUGCGUUCCAGUAUGUCAUAGUGAAUGUAUUAAUGGUUAUUGUUCAGCUCCAGAUAUAUGUUCAUGUAAUGAAGGUUAUUAUUUAAAUGAAACAAUAAAAUAUGCAACGGAAAGUAUAAUAAAUCAAUCAUCAUCAUCACGUAUGAUAUGUCAACCACAUUGUAAUAAAAAUUGUGAAAAUGGUUAUUGUUCAGCACCAAAUAUAUGUUCAUGUAAUGAAGGCUAUAAAAAAAAUGAAAAUGAUCAAUGUAUACCAGAUUGUAGUUUUGGUUGUGAUAAUGGUAUUUGUAUUGGACCAGAACAAUGUAUUUGUAAUCCAGGAUAUGAAUUUAACGGAGAUUCAAAACAAUGUGAACCAAUAUGUUCAAAUGGCUGUUUUAAUGGUAAUUGUAUUGAGCCGGAAAUUUGUGAAUGUAAUAUUGGUUUUAAAAUGAAAAUUGGAUCAGUAUCAUAUUGUGAACCAUAUUGUGAUCCAGACUGUGAUGAUACAGAAUUUUGUAAUUCACCAAAUGAAUGUCGUUGUGCUCUCGGUUAUAGAAGAGAUGAAAUAACAUUAAAAUGUCUGCCACAUUGUUCUGAAGAAUGCGUUAAUAGUAAUUGUACUAGCCCAUAUGAAUGUACAUGUUUGGAAGGUUAUAAAAAAGAUUCAAUAUUGGCGAAUAGAUGUAAUCCAAUAUGUAAUGAUUGUAAUGAUGAUGAAUGUAUUGGACCAAAUAUAUGUAUUGGUAUGGAAAUUGAUUUAGAAACAUCAACCUUACCUAAUACAAUAGAAGAAUUAUACACUGUGGAAACAAUCGAAAAUGGUGAUAUAUUGUUUCACCAAUCAGAAUUUGAAUAUAACAAUAAGCAUAUUGUCGUAAGUUCAAGUACAGAAUCUGAUUUUACAAUAUACCGUCGUUCACGUAUUUGGAAUGAUAACACUUGCCAUACAAAUUGUAUUAAUGGAAUAUGUUUAAAUGGUAAUUGCUAUUGUGAAAAUGGUUAUAGUGGAAUUGAUUGUCCUGAAUUUUGUGAAAAUAAUUGUACAAAUGGAUACCGUUUUGAGGAGAAUGGAACAUGUACUUGUUUUGAACAAAUUUUCUCAAAUGAUAUAAAAUUAAAUAAUUUUAUUUGUGAUUCAUUUUGUAAUAAUACAUUUAAUGAAUCUGAAUUUUAUAUAUGUGUACUACCAGAACAAUGUAAUUGUUUAGAAGGAUAUCGAAAAAAUACAUUUGGUUUAUGUGUUCCAAACUGUGGUUCUGAUGUUUCUUCAACAUAUUCAAAUAAUAAUAAUAAUAAUGAUGAUGAAUCAAUAUCAUUUGGUUGUAUAAAUGGUACAUGCGUAGCACCAGAUAUAUGUGAAUGUAAUAAUUCCGAUAUGAUAUUAAAUCCACAUAAUAAAUUUGAAUGUAUUGAAAUGAAAGGUUCAAUAUCGAAUGCUGUUCUAAGAGAGGCUAUGAGGGAUGCAAAUAUUGUACGAAAUAUAUGGUUUGCAUGCUUAAUUAUUUUAGUUUUAACUAUAAUAAUUAUAUUAUCGGUAAUAGUUUAUAAAAAGCAAAAGAAUUAUAAUGUCGAUAAAAAAGAAAAAGAAUUUGGUGCUUACCGAUACAAAAAUGGAAAUCUUUGUUAUGAUGAUCCAAAUUAAUUAAAUUUUAUUUAUUUAAAAUUCAAAAGAGAAAAAAUAUUAUAUUAAAAUUUUUAAUUAUUUAUUGAAAAUUGUACAUUCGAAUUGUGAUGACUUUAUACCUAAUUAUUUUAUAAGUGCCCAUAGUUUAAGUAUUUCUGAAAUUUUAGGAUAGAAAUGAAGACAAAGAAGAUAAACAGUAUAAUUUUAGAUUAUAAUAAUUUGUAUUUUUUUAUUUUAAAUAUUUUUGAUAAUAUUUUCCAAAUAUACAUAAUAUGUAUUAUAUUAAUUAGCCUUAAAUAAGUAUAAAAGGUUAAGUUUUAUUAUAAUAAAAAAUAAUUAUU